Messenger RNA from Pseudopodoces humilis (Tibetan ground-tit), 1426 nucleotides. The record is from RefSeq and is a predicted model, not a curated record. NCBI's taxonomy places the organism in Eukaryota, Metazoa, Chordata, Aves, Passeriformes, Paridae.
GGAGCGCGGCCCCGGCGCGAUGGAGGCGCUGCGGCGGCCGGCGCUGCCCGAGGACUCGGUGCGCUACCGCCUGUUCGCGGCGGCGGCGGCGGGCCCGGGCGGCGAGGCGCUGCUGCGGCGCUGCGCUGAGCUGGCCCUGGUGCGCUUCGCCCCGCUCCUGGCCGCCUACGUGUGGCAGCGGCAGCCGUUCCGCCUGCACUACGUGCCGCGCCGCGGCGAGACGCCGGCGCACAUCGGCGGCACCACCCUGUUCGGGGAUAACGUGGAGGAUGAGUGGUUUAUUGUGUACCUGGUCCGGGAGAUCACCAGGGAGUUCCCGGGGCUGGCAGCCAGGAUCGAUGACAACGAUGGAGAGUUUCUCUUGAUAGAAGCAGCUGAUUUUCUCCCAAAAUGGCUGAGUCCUGAGAACAGUGAAAACAGGGUGUUCUUUUACAAAGGAGAGCUGCACAUCAUUCCACUGUCGGAGACUUCAGAGCAGGACUGGGACCUCCCUGCUCCCUGCCCCACCAUCCCACAGGCAUUGGCACUGUUAUCCACCCGCUCUGAGGAGUUCCUGGCUGCAGAGCCCAUCAGAGCUGCGCUGUAUAAACGCAUCGAGGGGUAUCCCGAGAAGAUCCAGGCCUCGCUGCACCGGGCCCACUGCUUCCUCCCGGCCGGAAUCGUGGCCGUGCUGAGGCAGCGCCCGUCCCUGGUGGCUGCGGCCGUCCAGGCCUUCUACCUGCGGGAUCCGGGCGAUUUACGGGCCUGCCGGCGCCCUUUCAGAACCUUCCCUGCCGACCAGCGAGUGAUGACCCUGGUGACUUUCACUCGGUGUUUGUAUGCACAGCUGGUGCAGCAGAAGUUUGUUCCAGACAGACGCAGUGGGUACACCUUGCCCACCCCAUCUCAUCCUCAGUACAGAGCCUACGAGCUGGGCAUGAAACUGGCUCAUGGCUUUGAAAUUUUGUGCUCCAAGAGCAGUAAAGUAGCUCCUGAUGCCAAGAGAAAUGUGUUAAGCGGUCCUCUGUGGGAGAGGUUCCUCAGGAGCUUGAAGGAAAAAGAUUAUUUCAAGGGAGAAAUGGAAGGAUCUGCGAAGUACCUGGAGCUGUUGCAUAUGGCAGAAGAUCACUUCCAGCAAUCUGUUGCCCUGCCAGAAAGCUCUGUUGAAGUGAGCCCAGGUGAUGAAAUCCUGACACUGCUACAGACAAUAUCCAUUGAUUUGAAGGAAUUUGAGAGAGAAGCAGCUUGUCUUCCUGCAGAGGAUGAUGACAGCUGGCUGGAUAUUACACCAGAUGCUCUGGAUCAGAUGCUGAAGGAGACAAGAAAUGAGUCCCUUCCUUCCACAAAUGAGGAAGAGGAAAAAUACGACUUGGAAACAGUUGCUGAGAGCAUGAAGGCUUUUGUGUCCAAAGUGUCCACGCAUGAGGGAGCAGAAAUGCCAUGGUAG